GAAAUUAAAUUAUUAAACAGUCUAGAUUUCGAUAUUGGUCUGACUGUUUUGGAUUUUCUUUAUCGUUAUUGUGAAACAAUACCAUUGACAUCGGCUCAAUUACGUCUAAUUUUUUUUACUUUACUUUGUUUACUGAUUGAAAAUGAUAUUUAUGUUAAUUAUAAACAAUCAUAUAUAGCUGCUUGUACAUUUACACUUGUCAGAUUACUCAUCGACGAUAAACCAUGGCCUUUGAAAUUAGCAAAACGAACAAAAUAUGAACGAUGCCAUGUGAAUUAUGGUAUGAAAAAAAUUGCUGAAUGUUUAUUGAAAAUCAAUUAUUCAACGUCAAAUAUUCAUCGUCAAUUAAUGAAAAAAUAUCAACGACCAGCACAGCAAUUAAAAAAGCUAAAGAAAAAGUUGAAAGAAAUUAUACAAGAAGAUGAUGAAUAA
Molecule: messenger RNA, 432 nt
Organism: Didymodactylos carnosus
Lineage: Eukaryota; Metazoa; Rotifera; Eurotatoria; Philodinida; Philodinidae
Source: the annotation of a GenBank genome assembly